Messenger RNA from Acipenser ruthenus (sterlet), 6822 nucleotides. RefSeq names its product plasma membrane calcium-transporting ATPase 3-like. The transcript is spliced from 22 exons. The record is from RefSeq and is a predicted model, not a curated record. Gene Ontology annotation, cellular component: intracellular membrane-bounded organelle; membrane. NCBI's taxonomy places the organism in Eukaryota, Metazoa, Chordata, Actinopteri, Acipenseriformes, Acipenseridae. Gene Ontology annotation, biological process: regulation of cytosolic calcium ion concentration; calcium ion transmembrane transport. Gene Ontology annotation, molecular function: ATP binding; PDZ domain binding; P-type calcium transporter activity. Bases 964 to 4749 code for a protein of 1261 amino acids.
ACCGAGAAGAGACUGGCAUUCUGUUCGGGAGCAGCGUGUAGACCUUCGGAUAUCCUGCAGUUCUGCCAUAUAACCGUUUAUUUUUGAAAGCACAUAGAUGUAAUUAUAUACACCUAUAUGUAUAUUUAUGUUUGUGUGUGUAUAUAUAUAAAUAUGUAAAUAGAGACCAUUUUCUUUUUUUAAGGACACAACUGUCGUUUUAUUUUUUUUUAAUUGGACAAAAAAUGUAAUUCCUGUGUCCUCUAAACAACGCCAUCCACAAAUCAUGGCCUGGGUUCAGCAGAGCUGCAGAGAUUCCAGGUGUGCUAACCCCUGACCUUUGACACCAGCCCUGACCUUACACCCCCAACAAACUGAAGACUGGCAUUGAAGGUCACCCCUGGACUGGACCGACACUCCCCAUGGAGACACGACAGCAUCACUCACUACUAGAGCUGAGACACGACAGCAUCACUCACUACUAGAGCUGAGACACGACAGCAUCACUCACUACUAGAGCUGAGACACGACAGCAUCACUCACUACUAGAGCUCAGACACGACAGCAUCACUCACUACUAGAGCUGAGACACGACAGCAUCACUCACUACUAGAGCUCAGACACGACAGCAUCACUCACUACUAGAGCUGAGACACAACAGCAUCACUCACUACUAGAGCUGAGACACAACAGCAUCACUCACUACUAGAGCUGAGACACAACAGCAUCACUCACUACUAGAGCUGAGACACACGACCUUCUGCCUGGGAGUGGAGAAACACAGAGGGGGAGAGAAAGGGAACAAAAUUCCAAUAAAAGCAAACAAAAUAUCUUCUUUGGCAAAAAAUUGAAGAAAGCAAUUACAUAAUAAUAAUAAUAAUAAUAAUAAUAAUAAUAAUAAUAAUAAUAAAAUAAAAAGAAAGUAAGAAAAAAAGAAAAUAUGGAAUAAAAAACCAAAAAGUUAUUUCAUAUAUAUAAGGAAGGAUGGGUGAUUUAGCGAACAGCGCGGUGGGGUUCUACCCGAAAGCGCAGCGGGGGGGCAGUGAGGCUGAUGCUAGUCAUGCCGGGGGUUUCGGGUGCAGUCUGGAGGAGCUGCGGGAGCUCAUGGAGCUGCGGGGGCCGGAGGCGCUGCAGAAAGUGGAGGAGAGCUACGGGGACGUGUACGAACUCUGUCGUCGACUCAACAGCUCGCCCACGGACGGUCUCUCUGAUAACCCCUCAGAUCUUGAGAAGAGAAGGCAGGUGUUUGGUCAGAACUUCAUCCCUCCCAAGAAAGCAAAGAGUUUCCUGGCCCUGGUGUGGGAGGCCCUGCAAGAUGUGACUCUGAUCAUCCUGGAGAUCGCAGCCAUUAUCUCCCUGGGACUGUCUUUCUACCAGCCCCCAGGGGGGGAGACUGAGGUCUGUGGGGAUGUCUCUGGAGGUGCAGAGGAUGAGGGUGAGGCGGAGGCAGGGUGGAUCGAGGGGGCAGCGAUCCUGCUCUCUGUGGUCUGUGUGGUUCUGGUCACAGCGUUCAACGACUGGAGCAAAGAGAAGCAGUUCCGGGGGCUGCAGAGCCGCAUCGAGCUGGAGCAGAAAUUCACCGUCAUCAGAAACGCAAACCUUGUCCAAAUCCACGUCGCUGAGAUCGUAGUGGGAGACAUCGCACAGGUCAAAUACGGUGACCUGCUCCCUGCGGACGGGGUUGUGAUCCAGAGCAACGACCUGAAGAUCGACGAGAGCUCCCUGACCGGAGAAUCAGACCACGUGAGGAAAUCCGUGGAGAAAGAUCCCAUGCUGCUGUCUGGAACCCACGUGAUGGAGGGCUCUGGGAGGAUGGUAGUCACUGCUGUGGGCGUGAACUCUCAGAGUGGGAUCAUCUUCACCUUACUGGGAGCGGGGGAAGGAGAGGAGGAGGAGGAGGAGAAAAAGGAGAAGAAAGGAAAGCAGCAGGAUGGAGUAAUGGAAAACAAUCUCAACAAAGCUAAGAAACAAGAUGGCGCGGUUGCUAUGGAGAUGCAGCCCCUGAAGAGUGCGGAGGGGGGGGAGGUGGAGGAAGAGAAGAAGAAGAAGAGCAAUGUGAACAAGAAAGAGAAAUCCGUCUUACAGGGCAAACUCACCAAACUGGCAGUCCAGAUCGGGAAAGCAGGUCUGGUCAUGUCUGCGAUCACAGUGAUAAUCCUGGUGCUGUACUUUGUGAUCGAGACCUUCGUGAUUGAGGGCAGGGUGUGGCUGACGGAGUGCACCCCAGUUUAUGUCCAGUACUUUGUCAAGUUCUUCAUUAUCGGGGUGACUGUGCUGGUCGUGGCCGUGCCUGAGGGGCUUCCCCUGGCUGUCACCAUCUCGCUGGCAUACUCCGUCAAGAAAAUGAUGAAGGAUAACAACCUGGUGCGUCACCUGGAUGCGUGUGAGACGAUGGGCAACGCCACGGCCAUCUGUUCUGACAAGACGGGCACACUGACCACUAACCGCAUGACAGUGGUGCAGUCCCACGUUGGUGAGGUCACCUACCGGGAGGUACCGGGCCCCGGGGUGCUGAGCCCUGCGAUACUGGACGUGCUAGUCCCCGCCAUCGCCGUCAACAGCGCCUACACCACCAAGAUACUGCCCCCAGACCAGGAGGGGGGUCUCCCGAAGCAGGUGGGCAAUAAGACAGAGUGCGCUCUGCUGGGCUUCGUGCAGGACCUGCACAGAGACUACCAGGCUGUGAGGGUUCAGAUCCCUGAGGAGAAGCUGUACAAGGUCUACACCUUCAACUCAGUGCGCAAGAGCAUGAGCACCGUGGUGUGCCUACCCGAGGGGGGGUUCAGGCUGUACAGCAAGGGGGCCUCCGAGAUCAUCCUCAAGAAGUGCUCCAGAAUCCUCACUGCCUCCGGGGAGCCCCGUUUAUUCUGCCCUCGCGAUCGUGACGAGAUGGUGAAGAAGGUGAUCGAGCCGAUGGCGUGUGAGGGUCUGCGUACGAUCUGCAUCGCUUACCGAGACUUCACGGGAACGCCGGAGCCAGACUGGGACAGCGAGAGCGACAUCGUGGGGGAGCUGACCUGCAUCUGUGUGGUGGGGAUAGAGGACCCUGUGAGGCCAGAGGUACCGGAAGCGAUCAGGAAGUGCCAGCGCGCGGGGAUCACAGUGAGGAUGGUGACCGGAGACAACAUCAACACAGCGAGGGCCAUCGCAGCAAAGUGUGGAAUCAUACAGGCAGGGGAGGAGUUCCUGUGUAUUGAUGGCAAGGAGUUCAACAGGAGAAUCAGGAACGAGAAGGGAGAGAUCGAACAGGAGCGCAUUGAUAAGAUUUGGCCGAAGCUGCGAGUUUUGGCACGCUCCUCACCCACUGACAAACACACCCUGGUGAAAGGUAUCAUUGACAGCACCGUGCUGGAGCAGCGGCAGGUUGUCGCGGUAACGGGAGAUGGCACCAAUGAUGGUCCGGCUCUGAAGAAGGCUGACGUGGGCUUUGCCAUGGGUAUCGCUGGCACAGACGUGGCGAAGGAGGCCUCUGACAUCAUCCUGACGGAUGAUAACUUCAGCAGCAUCGUGAAGGCGGUGAUGUGGGGCCGCAACGUCUAUGACAGCAUCUCCAAGUUCCUGCAGUUCCAGCUCACCGUCAACGUGGUGGCUGUCAUCGUGGCUUUCACUGGGGCCUGCAUCACACAGGACUCCCCCCUAAAGGCAGUGCAGAUGCUCUGGGUGAAUCUUAUCAUGGACACGUUCGCCUCCCUCGCUCUCGCCACCGAACCCCCCACCGAGUCCCUGCUGCUGCGCAGACCGUAUGGGAGGAACAAGCCGCUCAUCUCCAGGACCAUGAUGAAGAACAUCCUGGGGCACGCUGUCUACCAGCUCACCAUCAUCUUCACACUGCUGUUUGUAGGUGAGCUGAUCUUUGAUAUCGACAGCGGUCGGAAUGCCCCCCUGCACUCCCCCCCCUCGGAGCACUACACCAUCAUCUUCAACACCUUCGUACUGAUGCAGCUCUUCAACGAGAUCAACGCGCGCAAGAUCCAUGGUGAGAGGAACGUCUUCGACUCCAUCUUCAGGAACCCCAUCUUCUGCAGCAUCGUGCUGGGCACCUUCGUGAUGCAGAUCGUGAUCGUGCAGUGGGGGGGGAAGCCAUUCAGCUGUGCACCCCUCAAUGUGGAACAGUGGCUCUGGUGCCUGCUUGUGGGAGUCGGGGAGCUGCUGUGGGGGCAGCUCAUCUCCUCCAUCCCCACCAGUCACCUGAAGUGUUUGAAGGAGGCGGGUCACGGGCCAGGCCAGGACGAGAUCAGCGACGACGAGCUGGCUGACGAUGAGGAUGAGAUCGACCACGCGGAGAGGGAGCUGAGGAGAGGACAGAUCCUGUGGUUCAGAGGAAUGAACCGCAUCCAGACACAGAUGGAGGUAGUGAGCACGUUCAAGCGGAGCGGUUCUUUCCAGGGUGCUGUGAGGCGCCGCUCCUCCGUCCUCAGUCAGCUCCAUGAAAUCCGGGUGGUGAGAGCGUUCCGUAGCUCGGUGCACGAGGGUGUUGAGAAGAAGCCGGACACACGGAACUCCAUCCAUAACUUCAUGUCGCUCCCCCAGGAGUUCCUCCUGAACGAUUUCAUCCACAACAUCCCCCUGAUCGACGACACGGACCUAGAGGAGGAGUCGGAGCUGUCAGUCAAGCACCAGUACCACCACCCCCCCCUGCCAUCCCUCACCCCCUCCUCCCCGAACAAGAACAACAACGCCAUCGACAGCGGUGUCUAUCUUACCCCCACGACACACACCAGGGUUUCCAGCCCUGCUAGCCCCCUGCAUAGUGUGGAGACUUCACUAUAACAUCCAGAACACAACAGACUCUCUCACGUGUCUCUACGUCACCCAGGCAGUCUCUCGCUCUUCCUUUGUCUCUGCAUCACCCAGGAAGUCUCACUGUGUCUCAACAUCACCCACCAAACCGAUAACGUCUCUAUAAUGUCAAGCAAAGGAAAAGACUGACAUUUCUACAUCCACCAAAGAAAGAGACACCAAACAACAGAGACUCAGCAAACUAACAGAGCCUCAGCAACCUAACAGACUCGUGUUCUGUUUCUUAUUGCUAGACUAAUGAGGAGCAGCUUAACACGAUCGAAUCAAGGCUCGAGUUGGGGAAGAGUGGUAUGGUGAUGCGUAAUGUGUCUCAUGUAAAUCGGUCAUUGGUCAUCUCACUCGUCUCGCCAUCUCCGUCAGUCCUUGUAUGAUUGGUCAAGCCAAUAAUAAAGACAUCUGAAUUUGAUAGAAAGUUAAUUAUGCUUAAAUAUGUCCUGAAUGUAUCUUUUCUUUUUAAAUGGCCACAAAUUCCUAAUUGUCAAGUAGAAGCACUAGCAGUAAUUCACUGUAGAGCAGGGUCCGAAAAGCUAAUUUUAAAAUGUUACCGCUCCAUGUUUCAUAAGCCAAGUUUUGCCAAAGUAUAUCCAGUCCACAGAAACAUGUUGAAAACUUUAACAUGUAUGAACACCGGUCUCUCGCUCUGUUCUUGUUUGAUAUGGAGUGUGAGAUAUCUGAACAAGAUGAUGGGGGGAAAGUAAAUCACUCUAUUGUUGUAGCAUUUUUCUUGUGAACGUUUAUUUAUGUUAUUAUUUCUGUUAUGAAUUUUAAUGCAAUGUAUUUAUUUUGGCGUGUCUCUAUGUUUGUUGCGUACGUCACAAAAAAAACAAAUCUCAUUGUGAUUGGUUCUGAACUGUACUGACUAAUAACCGAGCCACAAAACAAUUCAAGUGCCAGAUUCAAAUGGAGCCCUCAUUGCUAUUUGUUUGUUGGGGGGUGAGGACCUUUUGUUAAACUGUAAGCGAUGCCACUAUUCGUAUUGCCAAGCCAGGGCUCUCUGCUUCUGUGCCAGGAUUAGUUUCAGUUUUACUUUUUAACAUUUAACACGUCAUUAAGAUAGUGACAGUUUUGAGAUCAGCUGCUAGGAAGUGGACAAGCACUGAAGGUCACGUUCGCAAAAAGAAAGCAAUCAGUGAGAAGGAAAUCUAUCAGCUGUUUCAGUAUCAGCCCACCCCCCUUUGUUUCAUUGUGCACACAUCUGUUGUGUUCCCCAUUGUCCUCGUAUCUCUGUAUUAAAAUAUGAUACUAAUAGAAGCGCCGUUUCACCCUAUAGAAUAUUUCAAAUACAACAUACUGACGAGGAGUUUCCAAAGUCAGGAUGUCUCAAAGGCCGCCGCCUUCUGCUUAGCUUUUCAAAAAGGUUUCCGUCUUUUUCUGUCUGAAAACGUUUUUAAAAAAAUAAAGACCCCCCCCCCACACACACAUUAUACAGAUGCAAGAAGCUUGAACAUUGUGUUUACAGAGUACUAUUAUAUAUAAUUAGUAAUAUAAAUACUACUCUGUAAACACAAUUUCCAAGCUUCGUGCAUCCAAAUGUAGAUAACGUCACCAAAAAACACACGAGAAAAUGUAUCAUGUAUGUAAACAAGCGAAGCAUCUCAGUAAUAAAGAAUUGCCUCAGGCAGUAUAUUACACACACCACGUGCAUCGUUUUCGUGUUUUUUAUAAACAUAGAAUAUAUUCAUUUUCAAUGUCGCACACAGUUUUCUUUUUGUAAAGAAAUGAAAAAAAAAAAAAAAGUUCAACGCUUUACAUUUCUUUUUCGCGAGAGGUUGCGAUGAAAACGCGCCACUUGAGUAUUAUAUUUAAUUGUAUUAACAAUACAAAUAUUAGAAAUGUAUAAAAAAAAAAAUGAUGUUCAGAUUAUCAAAUAUAUGAAAUUUACCUGCCUGUUAACUAAGAAUAAGUUGUAUCUAUAUAUAGGAACGAUGAAAGCACCUGUAACCCGUAGCUAACUAGAAGGGGGAAUUCUAAGACUUACUAGGAAGAAAUCAACACUUUUUGUCUGUAAAAAAAAAAAAAAAAAAAAAAAAUCAAAGUAUUCUA